AUGUCACCCACAUUGCAAGACCAGUCUGCUGAAUGGAGUGAUUUAAGUCCAAACAACCUGGAUCAAUCACCGCUCACACGACCCGGUACCACCUCUAAACCUGAGGAUGCCGAUACAGACAACAAUAACAGAGACGGUUCCGGUGGUGACGGGACACGUACCACAAUGGUGUCCUCUUCAAACACUACGAUUGCUGUACUACCUGCUCCGCGUGCACAGCGUCGCCGUACGCGAUCGAGCGAGCAGACUGUUGUCCGAUCCAGCAGUUCUAUCCCUCGAGGUCGCCCGGUGUAUCGCUCUGAACGGUAUCAACGUCGUGGACACAGUGUGAGUGGACUGGAUCGACUCCCUGUGCCUUCCUCAACGGCACCAAUAGUUUUCGUUGCAGAAACUCUCGCUGUCGGCGCGGAAUCCACGUUGCCCUCAGCAACAAACACGACAACAGCAACGGUAGCAACGUCCACAUUUUCAGAUGCUGCUGCCGAAUCAGCGACCUCGCGGCCAUUCCAGGUGGAUGGAGAUUCGGGUCAAAUCUCUCCGUCUUCGAUUGCCCUGCUGGACGCUCGUAAAGCCAUUCCUUCGAAAUCGAAUUACGACAAAGCGCACAAAUCCAGUAAACCCCAGCUCAUCAAAAGUCUGGGAAAUAAACGCGAGAAGUAG
Echinostoma caproni is the source of this 660-nucleotide messenger RNA. The record is from the annotation of a GenBank genome assembly. Lineage: Eukaryota; Metazoa; Platyhelminthes; Trematoda; Plagiorchiida; Echinostomatidae.